This is a messenger RNA of Vanrija pseudolonga, 3195 nucleotides long. RefSeq lists its product as uncharacterized. Lineage: Eukaryota; Fungi; Basidiomycota; Tremellomycetes; Trichosporonales; Trichosporonaceae. The record is from RefSeq and is a predicted model, not a curated record. Bases 118 to 3195 code for a protein of 1025 amino acids. The transcript has 6 exons.
CUCACUUCGUCGCCUCUGGCUCUCGUCGUCGCUCCUCCAGUCACUUGCUGCAUCACCCCCUCACCACCUCGACCUCGACACGCCAUGACCAGAUCCAGCUAAUGCACGCACGCAAGCAUGGAGGUAUCCACGUUCUUCACGCGCCUCCUCCAGGCGCCCAAGCCUGCCGUGCCGGUGCAGGCCCCCGACGACUUCAAGGACUUUGAAGAUGCCUGGCUGGUAGUGAAGGACACGCUCGAGCAUCCCGACGAGCGCCAGCUCCGGAGAGGCAUCCUCACGACCGACGUGCCGCGGCACCUCAAGCACAUUGUGGACGCGCUAGUAUACGAGAGCAACCGAACAGACGAGGACACCACUGGCGCCUGCCUCGAGUACUUCCUCCGAAAUGACAUGCUGGCGCAGCUCGAACGCCUGUGCGAGCGCGACCGGCCCCACGGCAUCAAGGCCGAGGUACUGCGCACCGUCAACAACCUCGUUGUGCUGCUCUCCGAGCGCUUCCUAGUGCACAAUGCCGUACACCGCCCGCUCCGCCGCCUCCUGCGCUCGUGCAUCGGCGACCUGCCAGAGGAGCACUAUGACGGCGAGGCGCGUGUCUUUGGGGCCGCGGCGGACGAGGACGACUACGGAUGGGAGGGCGAACUCGAGGAGGACCUCGUCGACCUCAUGUGUAUCCUCUGCUCCCGGAUGAGAGCGUACCCACCACUGUUAUUGAUAUUCUUCCACGACAAGGGCUGGCUCCUGCCGCACCUGUCGUCUGGCGCGCCGCAGCCUGGCCGCGCCCUAUCUCCCGUCCCAUCAAUCGACACGUCGAGAUCCAAGACGGCGUCGACGCGCACGACCGACACCGAGGCGACAGCAGCCCACUUCGAGUUCUUACUCUUCUCGUACCUCCUCCGGUUUGUCCACCGCGAGGGCCGCACCGGAGACUUUGCGCGAGCAGGUCUGCUGUUCCUCUUCGAUAUCACCUUCUUGCCACCGGGAGAAGAGGGGGCAGACAACCUGUCGCUCACUCCCGUUGGGGAAGGAUUGGACCCGUUGCAGGACGCGCGUGACGCGCUGGCAGAAUACAUCCUCGACGGCGACUUUGCCGACGUCAUGGCUGCUGGCCUUGGCGCAGCUUAUUCUGUCCUUCCGACCAAGCUCCAGGUGCCUUCGCUUGCAGAGCUGGCGUCCGUCGACGGCGAGAAGGCUGCGACGGCGGCACCUGCGACAGCAGGCAUGACCAUCGGCGCCGGGACUAAGAGGGACGACGACAGCGACCGCGACGACUUAAUCCCCUCGACUGACAUUGACGUGCGCAACCAACUCGACACGUUGAUCAAGCAGUUUGGGUUCCUCCAGGACAUCCUCUACCGCUGCUCAUCGCCGACGUUGCACGCUGAUCCUCAAGCCCGGACAGUGUCCUCCGCCCAGGUGCUUGGGAGAGCAGUGUCCGACGCGACGCUCGAUGCCAUCCAGACAGCGUUUGUCGACAACGUCCUCUACCCCUCCAUUCUUGAGUGCUCUAGCACCGACGGCAGCGCAGUCGCCGUGCUCACGUACCUCAACGUUCUUUUAGGCAACCUCGAGGACGGAGCCGUCCUCCACCGUAUCCUGGACGCACUCAUGGACUCGACUAUCCGCACAACAACAGGUUCGCCGAACCAGGAGCGGCCACGCCGAAAGACUGGUGCGAUGGACUACGUACCAGCACCUGGCGCUGCGCCCAACUACCACGCCGAGGAACGCUUCACCCUCCGCGACCUCAUCCUCGAGAACCUCCAGUCCGAGAAUGCUGCCAGCGUGGCCGCGGCAAUGCACCUCGUCUACACCCUCCUCGGUGAUCACUGCGGUCGUGUCACCCCGUCACUCUUGGCUGUCGUGCGUGACCCCUCCGCCACAGCCACAGCCCGUCGGACACUGCCGCCAGUCGGUGCCAAGGAGUGGGCCGAGACCCACCUGCCCAAGCCAGUCAACUCAACAGACGUUCACCUGCAAGAGCCAGAAUUGUACAGUGCACUUGUGCCGCGUCUAGACGAUGCUCUGCAGGGAGGUAUGGACACGGCGACAGGGUUUGCAGCUUACCUGUCGGAUACCCAUGCGCUCAUUGAAGUUGACAGGUGUUGGCAACUGUCAAGGAUCCCCCUCCAGUUUGUUUCGGAUGACGGCAAGCCUGCCCUCUUGCGUGUCGGCGACUUUGUUGCCGACCCAUUGCAACAUUCCCUCUCGCCGUCCGACCCUCUGGUCCAGUCCCUCAUGGGUGCACUGUGCGCCUGGUUUACUGCGUCACCAGACGAGAACGUGGCCCUUACGGGAUCCUUGGCCGCCAUUGCUCGCUGCCCGAACCGCUCGUUGUCCGGUUGGCUCCUGUACGACAUCAAGGAUGUUCCCGCCGACCCGUGGGAGGAGAUGCAAAGGCGAUCAAGCCAGGACUCGACUGCCAGCUCGGAUGACGAGCGAAACCGUACUCCGCCGGUCCCUGCCCGCACGACCGCGACACUCCCCGCCCUCUACCAGAUCAUCCGCGGCCUGACCCGCCACAUUGGACGGUUCCGGGGCACGGUCGAGGACUUUGACAGACUGCUGGCCGAGCGGAGACAGGGUUUGCUGUUCACCGACCACCUGGACGAGGCGAUGAACGCCAUGCUAGACGUCGAGUCGUCGCAUGUCGGCUUUGGCCUGCCCCCGCUGCCACCGCCGUCACUUGUGCCGUCAACUCCACCACUGCGCAAGCCGACCCUCGCAAGCUCGAUCCGCGCACUGUGGUCGUCUCCCCGCAAGAAGCGCGAUAGCCAACCAAGCACGCCGAGACCGGGCACGCCAUUCCUCAACGCCCCGAGUCCCAACACGCCCGGGACGCCUUCGACACCUUCCAGGCCAUUGCCUGCGCCGGUGCCGGUGCCGUCACCCGGCGCGCUCGCGCCCCCCGGGCCAUCACAGCCGCCUCAAGCCUCGCCGCCGUUCAAGACGCACUACUCCCAGCUGGAAGAGUCGGGCCUGCUCGACGUCGCACCUGUUCCCGGCGUCACUAGCGGCGCAUGGGCCAAGCAAACCGACGAGACCGACGGUGGCACCGCGUCGCCGGCGAUCGCCACCCAGGCCUCGCUCACUUCGAUUCUAGACAACUGCAUCGUACUCGAGGAGCUCAUCAAGGAACUCGUCGCCAUCAUCACGGCCCGCCGUGCGCUCGGCGUCGACCAGGUCGGCUUCAUGUAG